AUGGCGACAAGCUGUGAUGCUGGGAUUAAGGGAAGCUGGCUGGAAGUGGUGAUCAGAGCAAAACACAAGUCAGAAAUGCCGGAAGGAAUGGCCCAGUUCGAACUGAAAGGAAAAACCUUCUGUCUUCUGGGUUGCCCACAGAGCAAAUUUGUGGCCUUCUGCAACGACUCAAAGCAUUUCAAGCUAGAGGUGGAGAUCAGCGAGUUGGUGAGCCUGGGAAAAGAAGCCCUGGCAAGCGGCGAAAGCGACCUAGCCUUCCUCUCAGCAGGAGAGAGUCCAAAGGAGCCCAAGAAGACCAGCAGAGCAGCAGCACGAAAGACCCUGGAGGAAAGCGAGAACUCCUCGGACAGCAGCAGCGACCACAGUUCUUCUUCAGAAGAUCCAAACAUGGCGAGUGCUCUGGGCAAUCUGCGGAAGAACUGGCUAGAGAAGGCUACGCCUGGCGGAAAAAGAAGAAGCAGAUUAAAGGACAGCAGCCGCCGUCACACCCUGCUACAACUCAAAGACAAGCCGGGCAGCAGUCAAGAUCAGGGUCAGGCGAUGUUGAGGCAGCUGGGAAAGGAGGAAGAUCCCAUCAAAGCCCGGAUAGCUAUGCAGAUCUACAAGGACAUGCAGAAGACCAAGCAUCAACGUCGAGACCGGCGUUGGAGGGACAGCAGCCAAGACAGCUCGAGCGAGAGCGACCUCAGCCAAGAUGGAGAAGCAAAGCCUCGACGCUCUGGUGCUGGAAAAGCAGUAGAAAGCUUCGAAGCCUCAAAGCGGCGCAUGAAGCGGAACCCGCUGAAAGUGGUAGGUCGCUAUGUCAGAGACCUCGAGAAAGAGCUUGGGGCGGAGGGCAGGCCAUUUCGCAUCCACGAAGGCUCACGUCGAGCCCCGUGGGGAAAACAGAAGACACUGCAACGCAUCCAUUACAUGCUCUCGGAGAUCUUGGAAUUGAUGCUGGCCGAACGUUGGGAUCGUGCAGCUCUGCAGACAGUCCUUUGCCUCAAAAGUGUUCACCAGGCAGCGCUGGAUGGCGGAGACUGGCAGGUGGCAUGGCUUCUGUGCCACCUACCCGACCCGGUGCAGAAGGUGCGGUUUGGCGGCACCGUCGACGAACUGGGCCAAGUGACAUCUUACCUCAAAGGGAUCGCGGAUCUCGAGAAGAGUGCAGAUCGUCUCCGUCAAGCGUCAUGGAACAGCAGUGCCACGGGCUGGGACCAGUCAGAAACUUCCAGCAAAAAGGACAAAAAGAAAGGGUUAGGAAAGGGAAAGAAGGACUCCAAAGAGACAGAGAAUGCCUAA
Molecule: messenger RNA, 1284 nt
Organism: Durusdinium trenchii
Lineage: Eukaryota; Dinophyceae; Suessiales; Symbiodiniaceae
Source: the annotation of a GenBank genome assembly